Habropoda laboriosa is the source of this 1338-nucleotide messenger RNA. Its product is annotated as DNA polymerase delta small subunit-like. The transcript is spliced from 6 exons. Gene Ontology annotation, cellular component: delta DNA polymerase complex. The coding region runs from base 1 to 1338 and encodes 445 amino acids. Lineage: Eukaryota; Metazoa; Arthropoda; Insecta; Hymenoptera; Apidae. The record is from RefSeq and is a predicted model, not a curated record. Gene Ontology annotation, molecular function: DNA binding. Gene Ontology annotation, biological process: DNA strand elongation involved in DNA replication; DNA replication.
AUGGAAGCUCAUUCGCCAUUGGUGUAUCGCCGCAAGUUAUUUAAGUUUGAGGAUUUUGAAAAAUUCAAAAUUUCUCUAAAACAUUUUGAGCAGCAGUACUCUGAUAUAUACAUUUCAAGGUUAAGAGCAUUGAAGGAUCAUGUCUUGCAAAAAGCAAAACUUAAAUGGACAUCCAAUGAAAUAGUUACAAUAUCAGAACUUGCUGAAAGGAAUGAAAGUAAUACUUGUAUUAUAGUAGGAACAUUAUAUAAACAUCAAGAAUUAAAACCAUCAGUUUUACGUGAAAUUAGCGAAGAACUUCAAUUAGUAACCCAACCAUCUAAAGUCAAUUAUGCAUCGUUUAAAGAUGUAUUAUAUUUGGAAGAUGAAACGUUACGUAUUAAAUUAGUUGGCAAUCACGUGAAUAUUCAAGAUGUAGUCACUGGGCUUGUUUGUGCUGUGCUUGGACAUGUUCUGGAGAAUGGUGCAUUUUCAGUAAUAGAUUGGUGCUUCGCAGGAUAUUGUCCAAAAUUAUCAAUACUUGAUCAUCUACUAGAAGAAAAGGGAAAAAUUUUAAUAAUUUCUGGUUUAGAUUUGGCAAAUAAUUCACAAUCAUUAAGUUUAAAUCUAUUAUCUGAAUGGAUAACUGGAAUGAUUGGUUGUAAGAAGAUUCAAAAUGAAGUGGCUUCUAUUGUGUGUAUAAUUAUAGCAGGAAAUAGCAUAAGAGGAUCCAUAGAGACACACAAUCAUAAAAAGUACUUUCAAACUAAGGCACAUAAUGAAGUUAUAUUUAAAGAGGCUGCAAUGUUAACACAUAAAUUAGAUGAUUUUCUCCAUCCUAUAGUGCAAUGUUGUCCUAUAAUAUUAAUGCCUGGAGAAUUUGACCCAACUUGUCAUACAUUACCUCAACAAUCACUUCAUCCUUGCAUUUUGCCUCAAUGUUGCAGGUUUAAGAAUUUUUAUGGAGUCACUAAUCCAUGGAUUGGUAGUAUCAACACUCGUAUUGUAGCUGGAUCUAGUGGUCAACCUAUUAUGGAUAUUAUGAAAGUUGCUAGUCUUGUUAAUAUUUCACCUUUAACGUGGUUGGAGCGUACAUUACUUUGGCGACAUUAUGCACCAACUGCACCAGAUACUGUGCCAGCUUACCCAUCUUCCAAAAUUGAUCCAUUUGUUAUAACAGAAUGUCCUGAUAUAUAUUUUGCUGGUAAUAUGGACAAGUAUGACACCAAAUUACUCACAGCAGAUGAAGGACAAGUAGUAAGAUUGAUUUGCAUUCCAAAAUUUUCUGAGACACAGAUAGGUGUGUUGGUUGAUUUGCAGGAUUUAAAAACCUGGCCUAUUUCAUUUAGUAUUGAUUAA